Molecule: messenger RNA, 3202 nt
Organism: Onychostruthus taczanowskii (white-rumped snowfinch)
Lineage: Eukaryota; Metazoa; Chordata; Aves; Passeriformes; Passeridae
Gene: GINM1
Product: glycoprotein integral membrane 1
Exons: 8
Coding region: 1523-2371 (282 amino acids)
Source: RefSeq, a predicted model, not a curated record
UUUUUCUUGUAAUCUCAGUGAGUCUCUUUGUAGAUGUUGAAAAAUGAUUGUGAAAUACUUUCUGUGUAAAACAACCUCAGAUGUAAUUCGUAGCUUAAAAAAUGAAGGACUGUUUAGACUUCCUGGAAAAUCCAUCUUUUGUGCCCUUUGAAUUCCCAGAAAACAGAAAAACUAAGGAACAAUGUUUUGGUAAUCUGUUCAACAGUUUGAGAGUGUAAAAGACUUACAGUUAUGAACGCUAAGAGCUAAAGGAUCUAAAAGUUUGGUGGAUUUUUAUUUUAUUAUUAAUAUAUACAGUUCUUAAAAUAUGAGAAGGAAAUUAGUGGUUUGAGGAAAUUACAGGAAGACAGGAUAGAAUAUAUCCUAUGUUUAUACUGUUAAUCCAGUUUAUAUUUUAUAUAGAGUUCACUUGUCUGACUAAUCUGGCAAUUUUAAUUUCCUUUGAAUAGUUAGAAUUUAAGUUUCAAAGAAAAGUCAAUAUAAAAACCUGUUUCAUAGAAGGGGCAUUGAGGAAAAGAUUUCACUUUGGUCUUGGUGGCCAGAGUUUUCCUACUGAUAUGCCAAAUGGGUCUGAAGUAUUUCCAAGUCACUUUGAACCAAAAGGUUAUCUGUGCUAGGUUUGAAACCAUUCUUCUCAUGAUGACAAAUUCCAGCUGAAUCAGACUUGAAGGUUGUUUUUCAGUUUUUGACAGUUCUGGCUACUUGAGUAUGCUCAUCAACACCCAUUGUUUCAAUGAUUUUUUGACAUUCUUGUCACGCUUCAGAAUUUUCUGUUCCUAAACCAGGCUGUACAUAUUUUCUGGUUGAAAAUCUAGUGUUGUGUAAAAAUACUAAAUGAAAGUCUUUUUUCUGUAUUUACAUUUUUAUUUAUUUUAAAUGCUGAGCAUGUUCAACUUUUUAUUGAGACACGACUCACUUUUUAACUGUUGGUUGUGCAACAAUGACUCAACUACAGAGCUAAAGAAGAUGCUGAAGGUAUGGAGAUAUUUUCUAGAGGAAAAUGGAUCUACAGAAUCACGGAAUCAUUUUGGUUGGGAAAGACCUAUGAUCUUGACUAUGAUCAAGUCCAGCCUUUGACUGACCACCACCCAGCUAACUAGACCACAGCACUAAGUGCCAUGUCCUGGUGUUAAUGAAAUGAAGUUAUAAUGAUUUAAGGCUCCCACAGGCCAAAUAUGGAGCUUAACAUUAUUUUUGAAGAGGUAUCUGAGGAAGGCAGUGUGGCAAUCAUUACUUUUAGCUAUGUGCAAGCAAGAUUUGAUUUUUGUAUGUAGUUUGUUUUUUUUUUCAGGGACAGAGCUGGGAGACUUAAGGUCUCAUUUGCAAAGCAGCACCUGAAAUUACAAGGGAGAAAUGAGAGGACAGAAUGAAUGAUUCAAUAAAUUACAGCAAUUAGGGUUUGAAAGAAAGAAGCAAAUCCCCAUUUUCUGUGAGUUUGAGGUGUCCCGUAUGGCAUAAUUUGGGAAUCAUAAGCAAAGAAACAGAAUUUCUGCUGACAAAAGAAGCAAUUAGAGUUGGUGUUAUGAUGCUGAACACCAGUGGCGAACUUCACAAAGUACAGGUUCUUUUUAACAUCACCUAUGUUAAUGGACAGGUAUAUCUAAAUGACUUUCCUAUGAAAAGCGGGGUUGCCCACAUAACAUGCCAAACAGUAAUAUUGGAGAACAGAAGCUUGGAUAACUUACUGGAUCAGCAGCAGCUGGGAACCGUCAGUGUUCGAAUCAUGGUUCACGAGUGGCCUUUGUCAUCCACGUCUGAUUUGCAGCUGAUUGUCAUUCAGGAAGAAGUGACAGAAGUUGAUGGAAAACAGGUUCAGCAGGAAGAAGUAACAGAAAUAGAUAUUUUAGUAAAGGACCUGAGAGUACUUAGACAUUCCAACUACACCGUCCCUUUGAAAGAGAGCAUGCUGUACUCCUUGCCAAGGGACAACGACGUGUUAUUUACACUGCCCAACCUCUCAGGAAAAGAUAUUCAAGAUCCACUGCAGACUACCAGUCAGUACCUCAUCCAGCAAGUAGAAACUACAGUGGAUGAAGAGACAUUACCUGGCAAGUUACCAGAGACCCCUCUUAGGAUAGAACCUCCAUCUUCUUACAAGGUGAUGUGCCAGUGGGUGGAAGACUUGAGAAAAGGGUUGUGCAGAUUCUGGUUUCAAUCUCUACCUAUCUUGUUUAGUUUCAUGGAAGUUGUUGUUGUUGGAGUUGUUGGAGCAUCUCUUAUUAUCAAAGUCUUAAAGCUGAUUCUCCCUUCCUGUGAAAAUAAAGGCAUCCUUCUCCUGGAUCAAGUCAGCUUUGUACCUGUGACUACCAUCAGCCUGCCUUCAGACCUUUCAGACAGGAAAAAUAAUUUAGAUGAGAAAGCAUGUACUUAAUGCUGUAUUUACUUUGGAGUUACUGGUUUCUAAAACACACACUUUUAGUUGAUCUGGUAUUUGGCACCUGAUCUUAAUACCUUGUUUUUGUCCUACUAAGAAAACUAAGUCAGUUGAUUAAUUGAUAAACGGCCACUCAGGCCAAGGCCCAAAGCUGACUUCCUUGUGCCUCUCCAUAAACAAGCAGCCUUUUCAGAAGCUUCAAAGUAGAACAGCUGUCUUUUCAGAGGUUUCAAAACAGAGCAGCUUUCCACCCUGAGGACUACCAUUGGUUUUAACUUCUGUGAAGUCACUUUUCCACACCUCAGACAGGAUGCUGGCUGCCUUCAUGCCCAUAAACCAAGUCAGCUGUCCUGACUAAUAAGAUCAUGAAAUUCAGGGUGUCCUUAAGUCCAGUGAUAGCAUUCUUUUUAAAAAAUAUGAAGAAAUAUUGCAAACAUCAGCUGUGCCUGCAAACCUAAGCAAAGCUACCCCACCUGGUUCCAGGUCUCAUAGGGUUGAGCAUGUCUUGCAAGGAAGAUACCACUACCAAACAUUUGUGUUACUCAAAAGAUCUGACACUUUAUAUAUGCAAAACAAAAAUUUGAACGGAAGAUUUAUAUUUCAAGCACUUUACAUUUUUAUGGCCCCUUCCACUCAUAAAAACUGUUAGCAGUUGUAACCAGCUUGCUUUUUGUAUCUGUGACAGCAGUACUCUAUGUAAAGUCCCAGAAGAAAAAUGAAAAUUCCAUUAAAUUCUACAGAAAUACUGGCUUACUAUUGCUGAGUAGGCCCAGUCUGCUCAUGCCAGUUUGUACUGUUAACAUUUUUCAAAUAAACAUUUAAAUUGUU